CCUUGUCCAAUCAGAAGUUCACAAAUUUGGGACCUCUGUUUGUGAUCUCCUUAGUCCCUCUGUUUACAGUAAAUCUUUCAUUUUUGUUGCUGCUGAAAGACUCCGAAAAGUAGAAACAAGACGAAUUUGACCGAUUCUACAAUUGGCCGUUUAACGGGGAAGCCCACCGCCCCCCCCCCUCCCGUCACAAAAUGCCGUUGGUGACGAGGAACAUCGAGCCUCGCCAUGUGUGCCGCCAGGUGCUCCCCAGCACCAUCCGCAGUGAGCUGGAGUGUGUCACCAACAUCAGCCUCGCCAACAUCAUACGUCAGCUAGGCAGCCUCAGUAAGUAUGCAGAGGAUGUGUUUGGAGAGCUGUUUGUGCACGCGGGGACGUUUGCUAUCAGGGUGAACUUACUGGGUGAGAGAGUGGACCGUCUACAGGUCAAAGUCACCCAGCUCGACCCUAAAGAGGAGGAGGUCUCUCUGCAGGCCAUCACCCAGAAGAAAGCGUUUCAUAGUAAUCUGACUCAGGACCAGCAGUUAUUCUGUAGACCCUCUUUACCGCUGCCUGUACAGGAGACCUAUCUGACCUGCAACCCUCCUCCACCACUCAACAACCUCAGCCAGUACAGGGACGAUGGGAAGGAUGCCUUGAAGUUCUACACCGACCCGUCUUACUUCUUUGAGCUGUGGAAGGAGAAGAUGCUGCAGGACACCAAGGACAUCAUGAAGGAGAGACGCAAACACAGGAAGGAGAAGAAGGACAAUCAAAAUAUGCGGACUCUGAAUCCCAGAAAGAUCAAGACCAGAAAGGAUGAGUGGGAACGACGCAAGAUGGGGGAAGAGUUUGUGGUACCCAAGAACGACAUGGGAGAAUCUCUUGAGGGUCUGAAUGGCAGUAUUGGUUCAGGAGAAGGCUGUUAUUCCCCUGAUGGUUUAGACCAGAGUACAGGGUCGUACGCCUUCGAUCCCGGCUCCCCCCUCCCUCCCCCCGCUCCCGAUGACUUCCUGCCCCCUCCACCCCCAGACAUGACGUAUGACGGACAGUACGGAGCACCAUCCCAGAAGCGCACCAGCGUUCUGAGCCCCACACACCCUCCUCCAGCCCCUCCCAUGACCUCUUCUGCUUCCAGUGGCUCCCGGCCCAACCUGGCCCCUCCCCCUGCACCACCUCCCCCUCCCCCCUCUGGCUUGGGGAUCCCUCCCCCUCCCCCUCUGGAUUUGACUCCUCCCCCUGCUCCCCCUCCUCUCUUCUCCUCUGCCUAUCCCUCCCCCUGCCCCACCUUCUCCUCUCUCCCAGACCACCAUCUCUGUACCUCCUCCCCCUCUCUCCCCCAGGGUGGUGGCGCACCUCCUCCUCCUCCUCCUCCCCCGCCUCCUCCAGGCCCUCCUCCCCCCUCUUCUCCUCCCCCUCCCUCCUUCUCCAUUGGGGCUCCCCCUCCUCUCAAGCCCACCCAGGUUCAGCCAGAAGCCCCCGUUGACGCUCACAAUGACUUGCUGUCAGCUAUCCGGCAAGGUUUUAACCUUCGUAAAGUGGAGGAACAGAAAGAGCAGGAGAAGAAGGAUAACUAUGGCAACGAUGUAGCGGCCAUCUUGUCUCGCCGUAUUGCUGUGGAGUGCAGCGACAGCGAAGACGACUCCUCGGAGUUGGACGAUGACGAUUGGUCCGAGUGAGGCCUCCUUCACCACCACCAACCAUCAUGGUCUUCCUCAGUCCUCCUCAAGAGAGAAUGCAUCAUGUCCUUUUGCCAUUUCUUCUUUAUAACCAAUGAUCUGAGGAGUAGAGGGCCAAAGACAAGUGUGUCCUCUUCCACACUCAUGUCUAAACCAGUCACAUUCCCCCCGUGUGCCAGUCACAUUCCCCCCGUGUGCCAGUCACAUUCCCCCCGUGUGCCAGUCACAUUCCCCCCGUGUGCCAGUCACAUUCCCCCCGUGUGCCAGUCACAUUCCCCCCGUGUGCCAGUCACAUUCCCCCGUGUGCCAGUCACAUUCCCCCCGUGUGCCAGUCCCAUCCCCCCCGUGUGCCAGUCCCAUCCCCCGUGUGCCAGUCCCAUCCCCCGUGUGCCAGUCCCAUCCCCCCGUGUGCCAGUCACAUUCCCCCCGUGU
Molecule: messenger RNA, 2087 nt
Organism: Oncorhynchus gorbuscha (pink salmon)
Lineage: Eukaryota; Metazoa; Chordata; Actinopteri; Salmoniformes; Salmonidae
Product: wiskott-Aldrich syndrome protein family member 2-like
Biological process (GO): positive regulation of Arp2/3 complex-mediated actin nucleation; actin cytoskeleton organization
Cellular component (GO): cytoskeleton
Molecular function (GO): actin binding; protein kinase A regulatory subunit binding; Arp2/3 complex binding
Source: RefSeq, a predicted model, not a curated record